Molecule: messenger RNA, 2734 nt
Organism: Paramecium pentaurelia
Lineage: Eukaryota; Ciliophora; Oligohymenophorea; Peniculida; Parameciidae
Source: the annotation of a GenBank genome assembly
AUGUUUAAAAUAAAUGAAAAAUUAUUAUCCAAUUCAAUUAUUCUUUGUAAGUAGUAUUAUAAUGACAGUUGUACUUACAAUAAGAUGUACUUUUUCAGCCUUAUUUGUAUGUUUGAUUUUGAAUAUUUUAGAAUGCUUAGCUUCCCUUAUCUUUAUCAAGAAGCAUACAACUUUUGUGAUUGUCAUUCAUAAACUAUCAAAUAUAGCACUAAUAACAUCAUUUUUCUUUUAACGUACUUUUUAUGAUUGCACUACUUUAAUACUUUACAUAAUAUCUGAUACACAACCUAUUUUAGCCUUAAUUGAAAAAAAAUAAUUUUUCUUAAAUUUCUAAUAUGCUGUAAUAUUUUAUGCAAGCGUAAGUGCUACUUUAAAUAAAUAAUUGAAUGAUCAAUUAUUUUUAAUAAUGACUAUGUUUGUAUAUUUUAUAUCCUCAGCUCCAUAAUAAAUAUUUUGGUAAAUAGCUGAUAAAAUUACAAAUAAAAGUUCAAUCUAGUUGUAAUAAUCAUCAAUAUAAAAUCGUUAACUAUAAAAUCAAUUGAAUUAAUUACAAUUUUAAUCAUCAAAUAAAGAAAUGAAAGAAUUUAUAGAAUUAGAUUAACCUAAUUCAGCUAAAAUGGAUUCAUUUCUUGAUAAUCAUGAAUUACCAUUUAAAAAAUCAAAUAUAUCAAUUUAAUUAUCUUCAGGAAGACCAUUAAAAUAAUCAGAAUAAAUAUCUAUUGAAAUUUGUCAUUAAUCUUAAUUAUAAGAUAAAAUAUGGAAACAAAGAUUAAAGAGUAUACCUGUUGGAAUUGCCUUAAUAGAUAAAAAUACAAAUGAUUUUACUUAUAAAAAUUAAUAUCUAGAUUAAAUGAUGACUAAAACUCUUUAAUUAGAACUUGAAGAUUAUCCAGCAUAUUUAUUAAAUUAAUUAAAAUUUAAAGUUAUUGAUUAAGGAUCUGAAUACAAAAGAAGUUAUUACACACAUUAUUUUAGUAUGAAAUAAAGUAAAGCAAAUAUUUAAGUUGAAUUUCCAGGAAGAACUUUAACAUAAUCUUAUCAUACACAUAAAAAGAAAGGUUCAGAAUCUUCUAAAAAUAUAAGCGAAUUUGAAAUUCAUCAUCCAUAAAAAGUUUAUUCACUUAAUCAAAUUAUAAAUAAAUUAUAAGAUGGAUUCUUUGAUAAUUAAUUAAAUGAUUAAGAUCAUACUUUAGAAUUAUAUUGUAAAUAUUAAUUGAAUGUUAAUAAUAUUAUACAUUUGAAUCUUAAAGUACUCUAUAGUCCUGAUUAAGUUGAAAUGACAGUUAUUAUUUAAGAUUAUACAAGAUAAAAUAAAUUAUAAAGAAUAGAAGAAUAAGAAGAAUUCAAAUCUAAAAUGAUUAGUUCAUUUAGUCAUGAAUUAAGAACUCCAUUAAAUAGUGCAACAUUAUUUUUUAAAUCAGCAUUACUUGAUAAUCGAUUAGAUAAACAUAUUAGAGAUGCUUAUAUAUUACCAGGAUUAUCAUCAUUAAUGAGAUAAUCACAUCUUGUUAAUGAUAUAAUAGAUUUUUCUUAAAUUAAUGCUGAAAUAUUAGAAUUAAAAUAUUCUGAAUUUUAUUUAAAAGAAUUAACAUAAGAAUUAACAUAAUUAUUCAAAUUUGAAUUUAAAGCUAAAAAAAUAGGAUUAGCAUUUAAAGUGGAUUAUAAUAUACCACCAACAAUUAAAUCUGAUUAUUAAAGAUUACUUUAAAUAUUAAUUAAUCUACUUUAUAAUGCAUUAAAAUAUUCACAACAUGGUUAUGUUUUAGUAACUAUUAAAGCAGAUAAUUAAUAUAAUAAUAUAUAAUUUACAAUUGCUGAUGAAGGAGUAGGUAUAACAUCUUCAAAAUUAAAUUAAAUUUAAAAUGUAUUAAAAGAUCAUCACACUUCUACUUAAGAUUGGAAUGGUUUUGGAUUGAUUUUAUCUUAAAUGUUAUUGAGAUAUUUAGGACCUCUUUAAAAUAAUGAUUUAAUUAUUAAUUCUUUAGGUUUAGGAUUAGGAACAACAGUAUAAUUUAAAAUAUCAAAUCAUAUCAAUAUUUAUGAUUAUUAUGUUAAAACAAGAAAAAAUAUUAAAACACAUGAUUAAAUAUUGACAUUACCUGAUUUAGAUGAAUAUAAUGGAUUAUUAAUUACUAUUAAAAGUUAAACAGAAAGUAAAUAAAUAUUAAAUAAAUCAUUAACAUCAUAUACUGCUAUUGAUGAAUUUAUGAAAAUUCCUGAUGCUUAAACUCAUUUAGUUUCUGAAUUAAAUCUAUUAUAUAAAAAUGGAUGGAUUGAUAAAACUAAAAGUUUUAAAAUUUAAAAAUCAUAAGAAUAAAAGUAUUAAAAAUGUAAUUGUAGAACUAUUCUUUCAGUUGAUGAUGAAAUAUUUAAUUAAUAAUCCUUAACUUGUAUAUUAUAAAAAUUCAAUUUUGAAAUUGAAACUGCUUAUAAUGGUUAAUAAGCAAUUAAAAUGAUUGAAUAAAAAAAAUCAUGUGGUUUAUUAUGUCGAAAAUAUUUACUUAUUUUAAUGGAUUGUUAAAUGCCUGUAUUAGAUGGUUGGUAAACCACAAGAAUAUUAAAAUAAAAGUUUUAAUAAGGACAACUUAAACCAAUUCCUAUUGUGGGUUUUACUGCAUUUACUAGUAAAUCAGAUCUUGAAUAAUGCAAAUAAGUUGGAAUGAUAGAAGUCUUAAAUAAACCUUUAUAAGUCAAGAAACUAAAAUGUAUAAUGGAGAAACUCAAUUUAUUAUGA